AUGACUCAAAGCUUACAGGCCAGGACUGGAACAACACCGAAUAGAGCCAGGAAGCUAGAACAGAGCAUUGAGGAGCAGUAUGGAUUCAUCAAUACCUGCUUGAAGUCACUGGUGAUUGAGAAAUAUGGUGAAGAGACAUGGGAAUUACUGAGGGUAAAAACCGGAGUGCAGGACACUUUCAUGACUUACGAAGUUUACAAAGAUGAAAUUACAUUGCAGUUGGUGGAAAAGGCCUGUCAGAUAUUGGGUGUUUCGCCAGAGGCCGUUCUACAGCAAUUUGGAGAGUAUUUCUUUGAAUUCUGUAAAAGGUCAGGUUAUGACCACAUGCUGAGGACGCUAGGUGGAAAUCUCUAUGAGUUUAUUGCUAACCUGGAUGCCUUACACAGUUAUCUAUCUCUAUCUUACCAGGCUAUGAAUGCCCCUUCUUUCAGGGUAGAGAUGAAGGAUGAUGGCUCAAUGCAUCUGCAUUAUUACUCAGACAGAAGAGGACUGUGUCACAUUGUCCCAGGUAUUAUGGGGGCAGUAGCAAUGGACUUUUUCAAAACAGAAAUUUCUAUGGAGAUAAUAAGUCAAUCAGAUGAGGAAGAAAGAACAGGAAAAAAAGAACACAUUGUUUUCCUAGUUACCCAGCGACCAAUAGUUCCACCUAAAUGCUCCAAUAGACAGACAAUGCAACAAAAUAACAAACAGAUUACUUCACAGACUAUUGAAAAUGCAGUUAAUAAACUGCGAGAUAGAGCAAACCAAGUAUCUGUCUGUCCUGUUAAGAAGAAGAACCACUGGGGGACUAUCCGUGGAAUUGUUCAGUUUGGAAGAGGCAAAAUGUUAAGAGGAUUUCUGCCUGUGUAUCCAAAGACUCUCUGGGUUGAUGUUAAAACAUUUUGCAAUGGACUUCCAUUUCAUAUAGUGUUUGAUGAGGAGCUGAGGGUGAAGCAGGCUGGUGUGAGCAUACAAAGGAUUGUUCCUGGUCUGCAGACUAUGGGGAUUCGUCUAGAUCAGUAUUUCAGCACAGUGCACCCAGAAGUUACCCUGACUAUUUCUAAUGUCAGAAAGUUCAUUAAUAGUCAGUUUGUAUUUAGGACAAAGAGAGAAAUGAUGCCUGAAUCUUGGAAGGAGCGUCCAAUGCUGGAAUUAAGAGGUCAGAUGAUAUGGAUGGAAUCUUUUGAAUGCAUGUUAUAUUUGUGCUCUCCUCUGUUGCGCAACUUGCAUGAGUUGGAAGAGAGACAGAUGCACAUUUCUGACAUAGCGCCGCAUGAUGUCACACGGGACCUUAUUCUUUUGAACCAGCAAAGAUUAGCAGAGAUGGAACUAUCUAACCAGCUUGAGAGGAAAAAGGAAGAACUGAGAAUAUUGUCAAAACAUUUAGAAGAAGAGAAAAAAAAGACAGAAGCUUUAUUGUAUGCCAUGCUCCCAAAACAUGUGGCCAACCAGCUGAAGGAAGGCAAGCAGGUAGAAGCAGGUGAAUUCCAAGAAUGUACAAUACUAUUUAGUGAUGUGGUCACAUUCACCAACAUUUGUGCUCAAUGUGAACCUAUUCAGAUCGUGACCAUGUUGAAUUCUAUGUAUCUCCGAUUUGACAGAUUAACCACCGUGCAUGAUGUCUAUAAGGUUGAGACUAUAGGCGAUGCAUACAUGGUUGUGGGUGGAGUACCUGUUCCUGUUUCUACACAUGCAGAAAGAGUUGCCAACUUUGCUUUGGGAAUGAUACUUAUGGCGAAUGAAGUGAAGAAUCCAGUCACAGCAAAUCCUAUUCAGAUCCGAGUAGGGUUACAUACUGGCCCAGUGUUAGCUGGAGUUGUAGGAGAGAAAAUGCCUCGCUAUUGUUUGUUUGGAGAUACUGUGAACACAGCUUCUAGGAUGGAAAGUCAUGGUGUUCCUAAUAAAAUUCACCUAAGCCCAGAUGCCUACAGAUGUCUUAAAGAUAAAGAAUUUGAAAUAACUGCACGGGGAGAAAUCGAUAUAAAAGGAAAAGGCAAAAUGUGCACGUACUUCCUGGUGAGAAAUGUAACUGCGAAAGAAAAUGAGAUCUUAGGAAGGCCUGCAAAGGACACAGAUUCAGGAAGGGCGUCUUACCAGACUCUACAUGAUGAUCUUGGCAAGGGCAGCUUGCAAAUGACAUGUCCUCAAGCGACACAGGAAGAAUUUAUCCAGAAUUCAUGCCCCCCUAUACCAAUGCACUAUGACGAUAGCCUGCUUUUCAGCGACAAAGGGGAGCACAAUGAUCUAACAGGAAAAAUGUAUGCUCCAAAGGGCUAUGCAAAUAUCCAGAAUGGUCGUCGCGUUGAAGAUGAUUGUCUGAAAAAAUCAAGAGAAAAGGAAGAGCAUGAUAACGCUCAUGUCAGAUCACACUUCUGUGUUCUCAUUUAA
This is a messenger RNA of Bufo bufo (common toad), 2367 nucleotides long. Its product is annotated as guanylate cyclase soluble subunit beta-2-like. The transcript is spliced from 16 exons. The record is from RefSeq and is a predicted model, not a curated record. Lineage: Eukaryota; Metazoa; Chordata; Amphibia; Anura; Bufonidae. The coding region runs from base 1 to 2367 and encodes 788 amino acids. Gene Ontology annotation, molecular function: heme binding; guanylate cyclase activity. Gene Ontology annotation, biological process: cGMP biosynthetic process; response to oxygen levels. Gene Ontology annotation, cellular component: guanylate cyclase complex, soluble.